GUCCCGCCACCGCGCCGCCGAGGAGGUGCGCUCCGACUUCCAGCGCAGGGUGCCCUACAGCUACCUGCAGCGCGCAUACAUCCAGGGGCUGAGAAUGGACAGGAGUUUUCUUACCUGUGGGCAGCACUGAUCCUGGGGAUGUGUUUGCAGGCUGUUAACCAAGAGUCUGAGAUGCACUGAGCUCCAGAGCUGAACAAGCUGGAGGAGGCAGCAAAUGCAGCCCACACCUUCUUCAUGGCAAACCCUGAGCACAUGGAGAUACAGCAGGACCUCGAGAACUACAAGACCACGUCAGGGAAGGUCAGCUUGGUUGACCAGGAGGCCAGGCAGCACAUGGAGGACUACAGUGCAGGGGUGAGGCACUAUGACAAGGAGGAGUACGAGCUGGCCAUUGAGCUCCUGGAGCGUGCCUUGGAAGGAUACUACUCUGAGGAUGAGGAUUGCCAGAUCAUGUGCGAGGGGCCGCAGAAAUUUGAGGAGCAUGAGUACCUGGAUUACAAGGCUGGUCUCUACGAAGCUAUUGCAGAUCACUACCUGCAGGUGCUGGCCUGCAAACACGACUGCGUGCGGGAGCUGGCCACGCGCUCGGGCCGCAUCUCGCCCAUCGACAACUUCUUGCCCCUGCACUACGACUACCUGCAGUUCGCCUACUACCGAGUUGGUGACUAUGCAAAAGCCCUGGAGUGUGCCAAGUCCUACCUGCUUUUCCACCCGGACGAUGAGGAUGUCCUGGAGAAUGCAGGUUAUUACGAGGGUCUCUUGGAAGGUACAGUGGAUCCAGCCACCAUCAAACCCAGAAAGGAAGCCAGAACGCUGCUGCGGCGCCACAAGCUGGAGUCCCACCUGCUGCAGGUGGCUGCGGCCGGGCUGGGAUACGCCUACACGGAGCCGAACUACUGGAACAGGUACGGCGCCCGCCAGGACGAGCACAGUGUCCCAUCAAGUAUCAGCAGUGAACCAGAGGAUGGGCCCCGGCUGUCCCUGACCAAGAAACCCAUGCCAAAGCCAGAUCGAGAGCUGAAGGAGGGGGGCCCUCUUCUCUACAGCGAUGUGAAGUUUGUCUACAACUCUCAGCAGCUGAAUGGCACCCAGCGGGUGCUGCUGGACAACGUCAUCUCGGAGGAGCAGUGCCGGGAGCUGCACAGGGUGGCCAGUGGGAUCAUGUUGGCUGGAGAUGGUUACAGGGGCAAAACCUCCCCCCACACCCCGAAUGAGAGAUUCGAAGGAGCCACUGUCCUCAAAGCCCUCAAGUAUGGCUACGAGGGCCGUGUCCCCCUGCAGAGUGCCCGGCUGUUCUAUGACAUCAGUGAGAAGGCUCGCAGGAUCGUCCAGUCCUACUUCCUGCUCAACUCCACGCUCUACUUCUCCUACACACACCUGGUGUGCCGCACCGCCCUGAGCGGCCAGCAGGAGCGAAGGAAUGAUCUGAGCCACCCCAUCCAUGCUGACAACUGCCUCUUGGACCCCGAGGCCAACGAGUGCUGGAAGGAGCCUCCUGCCUACACCUUUCGGGAUUACAGUGCCCUCCUGUACAUGAACGCAGAUUUCGAAGGUGGCGAGUUCAUUUUCACCGAGAUGGACGCCAAAACUGUGACAGCCUCCAUCAAGCCCAAGUGCGGGAGGAUGAUCAGCUUCUCGUCGGGCGGCGAGAACCCCCACGGGGUGAAGGCUGUCACCAAGGGCCAGCGCUGCGCCGUGGCGCUCUGGUUCACCCUGGACCCUCUCUACAGAGAGCUGGAGCGAAUCCAGGCCGAUGAAGUGAUUGCAAUGUUGGACCAGGAGCAUCUAGGACCCAGUGAAAUGAACAUCAAUCCAAAGGAUGAGCUAUGAACUAGGCCAAAGACUUUUUCUAUUAAAUAUUUAUUUAAUAUUGUUAAUCUUAUUAGAACCCUUCUAUUUUUGUACAGAGAUGCUGUAUAAAUUAACAGGUUAAUAUGAUUGUGGAGUUUCAGGAAUGCCUCUUCUGUGUUUAGCACAGCUUUUGCUGGAACCCUCAUCCCUGUGCCACCAUCUCCAGGUGGGGCUGACUGCUUCCAGAAUUCCCUGCUUUUUUCUAGCACUUCUCAGGACUUGUUCAGGCCCACUCCACCCCCUUGGAAAACCUAUUUUCUUUAUUUCUCAACCAAAAAUAGCUGCUUCUCUUUAGCAUCUGCUGGAGAAAAGUCUCAGGUGUCCUAAUGCACCAGUCUUCCUGCUCCUGCUUCCUGCUAGGUGAAACUGGAACACAAAAACUGGAGUUAUGACUGUCCCUCACCAUUUGAAAUAUGCCUUUUAGGGGAAAAAAAACAAAGGAAAACCCAAGUCCUAGCAAAAUGGAGAUACCUCUGUGGCCAUGCAAAGCUGGUGUUUGGGCAUUAAUUCAGAUCAGAGCUUUGGGAAAUCAGCUGCUGAGCAGGGCCACGAGCACAGGCAUGGAGGGAUGUGAUCUGCAGCUGACUCUGGUGAAAUAGGGUCUGUCACUCUUGUUCAGUCCCUUCUCCUGCUGGCCUGGGAACAUGAAGGAUGCUGCUUCACACUGCAUUCUUUGAGCUUCCAGCCCAGUCUGCUGCUAGAACCCAAAGUUUGUAAUUUCUGGGUCCCUGUUGGAAAGCAGCUUAGGCAGUUACAGUGCCAUGGUGUUGGAUGGUCAUGGUGCAGCCCUGUACUCUGGAUGUCCUGGCUGCAUCCUCCCAUCCUGGCAGUGCAGAAGCAGCAGAUGUUCAUGGUGUGGCACUAUCUAUUUGCUCAGAGUAGUUCUGAUCCAGCCUCAGGAUGUUGCAGUGAAAGCAAGUAGUCAAGUAACUGCUGCUAAGCCAGUAAAUCAUUCCUCCCCAACAUUAAACUUCGUCCUGUGUGAGAUCAUUGCAGCCCCUGUCUCAAUCAGAACAGGCACAGAAUUGCUGUCCCAGACAUAAAGACAGCUUUUAUUUUGACCCAACAGCUGCUUCUGCUAC
This is a messenger RNA of Ficedula albicollis (Collared flycatcher), 2933 nucleotides long. It is a transcript of the gene P3H2, whose product is annotated as prolyl 3-hydroxylase 2. The coding region runs from base 235 to 1830 and encodes 531 amino acids. Gene Ontology annotation, biological process: collagen metabolic process. The transcript has 16 exons. Gene Ontology annotation, molecular function: L-ascorbic acid binding; procollagen-proline 3-dioxygenase activity; protein binding. Lineage: Eukaryota; Metazoa; Chordata; Aves; Passeriformes; Muscicapidae. The record is from RefSeq and is a predicted model, not a curated record. Gene Ontology annotation, cellular component: endoplasmic reticulum.